Messenger RNA from Ylistrum balloti, 450 nucleotides. RefSeq lists its product as uncharacterized. The coding region runs from base 1 to 450 and encodes 149 amino acids. The record is from RefSeq and is a predicted model, not a curated record. Gene Ontology annotation, molecular function: C-4 methylsterol oxidase activity; iron ion binding. Gene Ontology annotation, biological process: sterol biosynthetic process. The transcript has 3 exons. Lineage: Eukaryota; Metazoa; Mollusca; Bivalvia; Pectinida; Pectinidae.
AUGCACCAGCGCCAAAUACAGUUUGUGGCCCAGGAGUGGAAGUGCCAACCAAACAAGUUUUUGACUCCAGCGAACGAAAGACACGAGAUUCUGCUUGGAUCAGCCAACAUGCUGUUUGGUUCUUUGGUAUCAGGAGUGAUUGGCUGCUAUAUAUCAAAUGGCGGUUACAGUAAGAUGUAUUAUGGAUUUUCUGAGUACGGCUGGAGUUAUCUGCCCCUCUCAGCAUUUGCACUGUACAUAUACAGCGACUGCGCGAUGUACUACAUCCAUCGCAUGCUCCAUAUCCCUUUUCUGUACAGACACAUCCACAAGGUGCACCAUCGCUACCAUCAGCCCACAGCAUUCUCUGCUACAGCCAUGCACCCAGUGGAGUUUAUCUUAUACCAGGGAUACAUGGCUAUCGUUCCUUUCAUGGUCCCCAUCCAUCCAGGUAUCAAACUAUCUUUAUAA